Molecule: messenger RNA, 5185 nt
Organism: Cygnus atratus (black swan)
Lineage: Eukaryota; Metazoa; Chordata; Aves; Anseriformes; Anatidae
Gene: ZNF800
Product: zinc finger protein 800
Exons: 5
Coding region: 164-2212 (682 amino acids)
Source: RefSeq, a predicted model, not a curated record
GCUGUCCGCCCGGAGGUAGGCGCUGCCGCCCGGCGCUCCCUGCCCGCCUCCCGCUGUCACCUGCCGCAGCCGGGCACGCGUGGCGUGCUGGGGAGCGGGAGCUUGGGCGCCGUGAGAACCGCGCUGCUGGAUGUAAAAGGGAAGUAGGUGGUGCCCGCGGAAAAUGCCUCUGAGGGACAAGUGCUGCCAGACUGACCACCAUCACCAUGGGUGCUGUGAGCCAGUGCAUAUGUUGGAACCUGGUGAUCCACCGUUGUUACAGCAGCCUCUGCAAACAUCAAAAUCCGGUAUUCAACAAAUCAUUGAAUGUUUUCGAUCAGGAACUAAACAACUUAAGCAUAUCUUGUUAAAAGAUGUGGACACCAUUUUUGAGUGUAAAUUGUGCCGGAGUCUCUUCAGAGGAUUACCAAAUUUAAUUACUCAUAAAAAGUUUUAUUGUCCUCCAAGUCUCCAGAUGGAUGAUAACCUCCCAGAUAUAAAUGAUAAACAGAGUCAAGCCAUAAAUGACCUCCUGGAAGCAAUCUAUCCAAGGGUAGACAAGCAAGAAUAUAUAAUUAAAUUAGAACCUAUAGAAACUAAUCAGAAUGCUGUAUUUCAAUAUGUAUCAAGGACUGAUAGCCCAGAAGAGAACACAGAAAGUAGUAGUACCCCUGAUCAAACUCCAGUACAGACACAGGAACCCAGCACUGAGCAACCCAAGACUGUUUCAGCUCCAGCUCCAGUUGGGGAGACUGUAGAAUUACCUCCUGCUGAUCCUGUUACAAACAAGGUGAUAACUACUCCUGAAGAACAGCCUCCAGCGGUAACUCCUGAGUUGGACUCUUUGGAUAAUUCUGAUUUUGGCCACCAGUUGAUUUGUUGCCUUUGUAGAAAAGAAUUUCAUUCCAGACGCAGUGUACGCCGGCACAUUAGAAAAGUACACAAAAAAAAGAUGGAAGAGCUAAAGAAGUACAUAGAAACAAAAAAGAAACCAAAUCAGUGCUCCACAAAGGGACGAAAUAAGAACGUUCUUGUAACAUUAGGUAGAAGUUGUCCUGUGUGUUAUAAAUCAUUUGCCACAAAAGCCAACGUAAGGAGGCAUUUUGAUGAAGUUCAUAGAGGAUUAAGAAGGGAUUCCAUUACUCCUGAUAUAGCUACAAAACCUGGGCAACCUUUGUUCUUGGAUACAGUUUCUGCUAAAAAAUCUUUUAAGACCCGAAAACAAAAGUCGUCUUCAAAGGCUGAAUACAAUUUAACUGCGUGCAAAUGCCUUCUGUGCAAGAGAAAAUAUAGUUCACAAAUAAUGCUGAAAAGACACAUGCAAAUUGUUCACAAGAUAACUCUUUCUGGAAAGAACUCUAAAAGAGAGAAAGGACCCAACAAUACUGCCAAUGGAACAGAAAUAAAACUAAAAGUUGAACCAGCAGAUUCUGUAGAACCUUCACCCCCUUCCAUUGCUCUUUCUCCACAGAAUGAAUUAAAGGGAACAAAUCACUCAAAUGAGAAAAAAAGCACUCUGUCAGCACAGAAAAAUAAAGUUAAACAGGACACAGAAAACCCUAAAUCAACCUCUAAAUCAUCCACUAAGUCAACCUCUAAACCAACCUCUAAAUCAACCAAUGCAUCUGCUGCAGGUGGCCAGCAAAAAACCAGGAAGCCAAAACUUUCAGCUGGCUUUGACUUCAAGCAACUUUACUGUAAACUCUGUAAACGCCAAUUUACUUCAAAACAGAACUUGACAAAACACAUCGAAUUACACACAGAUGGGAAUAACAUUUAUGUUAAAUACUACAGGUGUCCGCUCUGCUCUUACGAAACACGUCGGAAACGCGAUGUGAUAAGGCAUAUAACUGUAGUUCAUAAAAAGUCACCGCGCUACCUUGGGAAAAUAACUGCAAGUUUAGAAAUUAGAGCAAUAAAAAAGCCAAUUGAUCUUGUUCUAAAUAAGGUGACAAAAAGAGGCCCUCAGAGGGAUGAAACAAAACAGAUUGGUUCAAAACAGGAUGUCACUUCUAAUUCGCCCAAUAAAAAGUAUGAAGGAGCUGAUGUUGGCAUUGAAGUAAAAGUAACAAAAAACUUUUCUCUUCAUCGAUGCAAUAAAUGUGGGAAAGCGUUUGCCAGAAAAGCUUUUCUAGAACAUCAUAAGAAAACCCAUAAGGCGAAUGUAUCUCAUUCACCUGAAGAAAAUAAAACCAAAGGGAGAAGUACAAGAUCUAAAGCUGUUGUCUGGUGAGGAAAAUGUAGUGUUUUGUCUUUUUUUUUCUCCAAACGAAACAAAAACACCUCCUUUCACAUGCUGUUGUUGAUACGUUGACAAAAAGAUAUUUUUCCAUAGAUUUUAUGGUUUAGUGGCUUAAAUACCAUGAUAUAUGUCAAAGUUGUUUCUUAAUUAUUUUUUUAGUGUUUAGGAGAAGAGCUAAUUUCUAAAGUUUUCAUACAGGAAACUGGAAUAGAAUAUAGAUUAAGGUGUGCUAAGUUGACUCUUUAAGUUGUUUUUAAGGUAUUUGUUGUAAUCAAGCUAACAUAAACACGUCUAAAAUAGUAUGCUUUUAAAUUAUCAAUGCCUUUGUCUGGUUUGAAUAACGUACCCGGUUAAUGAACAGCUCUGUAACCUAGUUGAAGAAGUGCUAAAAAUACCAUGGUAAAAGCUGUUGACUGAAAAUGUCUCUAUGAUGUACAGUAAUUAUCUUCUUUUUUUUAAUAUUUCAUGUGUAUUAGGCAAUACACGUGUUCUGUCCACAGAAGGACAUAGAACAGUUUGUUUGAAUGUAAUUUGGACACUUAAUUGUUUUGAUUUAAAAUCAGUUUGAGUUAGGUCACUGUGAACAUUUAAAAUCAUAAAAUUUAGGAUUUGAUUCUUUUAGUGCUCAUUUAUAUAAGCACAAGUUCAGAGACUUCUGGUCGUUUAUUUUUUAAAGUGUUUGAGUCUCAGAAAGAUUUUUUGUUUUAAGCCUAAAUGUAUGGAGAGGUCUGGCCAAGAAUUUUCUGACCUUCUGCUUAUAUGGUACGCUGGGAAUUGUUUUAUACUUGAGAGUUGUAUUUGUAUUUUCUUAGUUUUCCAGUGCCUUUAUAUUAAAGAUGGCCUGUUUUUUAAGAGGAUCUUUCAAAAAAAUGAAAUAAUAUUUUGUAUUUCAGAGUGAUUGACUCAUGCCUGAAGGUGUGGGGAUUGUAUAAAAAAAACUAUAAUGGAGAGACAUUAUUGACACCUAUAAGAGGUUUUAAUAUUCUUAUUUAGAAAUAGCCUUAUAAUGUAUUUGGUGGAAAAAAACCCACAAGUAUAUGUGCCUUGUUCUAUAUUUUUACUCUGAAAUGGGAGGUAAUUUGAUUUCAGUUCAGUUUUUGUAGUGUUAGCUAGGUUAAAGUGUAACCUGAUCUGUUCAUGGCUUCGUAACAAAUCCUGGCUGAAUGGGAUGGAACUGGACCCUGAAUUAUUGUAAUUUUAGGAGGAAGAGUGACUUUUGUAUUUUGAUGAUGAAUUAAAAAUUUAACCAUAUAAAUUAUUUAUGUUCUGUAAUUUUAAACAGAAUUAUAUUGGUAAACACAAAGCAUUAAUUUAUUCCCAUUUCUCCUCAGAUAGGUUCAAGUGAUGUUCGGAAAGUUUGGAGUUCAUUUGCAUGAAAAAGACUUUAAUGUGGUGUUGGAACCGCUAAUAUCUUGAUAAUGGUACUGUGAGGAGGAAAUACUUUCAUAAGCUGUUGUUUUCUUACUAAAUUACGACCAUUCUGACUACUUGUUAGACAGUGCUUCCUCCCAAAACACUGCAGUAGUUGAAAUGCACACGUGCUUCUAAAUUAGCAGUUAACUAUGCUUAUGUCUAUGCAGUUGAGGUUUGAUACAUGAACUUAAAAAAAAAAAAAAAAAAACCAAACAGAGGCAACUUAAACAACAGCUUUGGAAGAAGACUUUUGUUCCUCAUUUAGGAAACCAUCUUCAGAGAGCUCAUCGUGCAUACUGUUCCUCCCUAAUAGCGCUAACUGAUGAACAGCUCUUAACUUUUUUGUGAUAUCUACUCUGACAAUUGUUGUGUUAUAUACUGUUUUAAAUUUAUUACAAAUGAAUGUAUAAGAGCAAACAAUGUAGUGUAUAUUGGCUGAAUUGUACUAAUUUUUAGUAUUUGCCAUAACAUCAGUUUGUUCAUACUGACUAAUUUCCCAGUUGUGGGACGUUCUGAAUUUCACUGUACUACAGUUGCUUCAAAGAUCUCCGUAUUUUUUCCAUAUGUGGUUCAUAGGACAGCUUGGUAAACAUCUAGGAUGUUUACAAGAAUAUCCACAUUCCUCUAUUCUUGAAUUUUUUUUAAAAAAAUUAUACACAAGCACUUUAAUGAUAGUUGCAGUUUAUAUUUUCAGUUUAUUUUUUGAAAGAUCAACACACUAAUGUUAAUAUGAAGGUAGUGAAUAUUUGCUGAUGUAUUAUAGACAGACAAUCUGUGCACAACCACUUAUAAUGUUAGUUUAUUUCUUUAAAUAUUAAUAAAAAGGGAGGAUAGUAUGGGAGAAACUCAAAGUAAUUUUUCUCUCAAUAUGAUGAAUGACCACUAUAGAUAGCACUUGACUUUGUAUAAUUUGGAAAAUGUUUUAGAUCCUUUUUUUUUUUUUUUUAACCUUUUAAUCAGAAUUUUAGUAAAACUGUUGCAUGCCUACCAUUAUGGGAUUCUUGGCAGGUUUCGUGCAUCAGCGGUUUUGUUUUGUUUUAUUAUUAUUUUUUUUUUACUUUUUAGAAAAUAUUUUGUUAGUGAUUUGUGUCAAAUUGCUACAAUUUGAAAGGUACUGUACAUCAAAAGAAAUACCAUGUUUUUUAUAUAGGUUCACUCCCUUACUUAGGGAGGUGCCUCGUGUUCAUAUAUACUUUUUGUAUAAAAUAUAUCUAAAAAUGUUGAUCACAAGAUCAAAAGUAAAAAUACUUUUUAUGGAUAGAGAAAUAUUUGGCCCUGUUAGUGCAUUGCACUAAAAAUACUGUGAAUGGGAACUGGACUGUAGCUGUUGCUGGAAAUGUUUUAUAUUGAAUGUACAUGCUUUUGUUUGGAUAAAUGUACUGUAUUUGGUUGAAAAUAAAGCAGACUGGAAAUCGCUUACACGUGCAUAAACAAGAUGAUGUUGUUUUUGUAAACCUGGUAUAUUUGUCACUCCUUAAGCAGAAAUUACAAUGUUUGCAUUUUUUCUUGUAAAAUUUUACCUUCUGAUCAUUGAAACUAGUUGUUUGUAUU